Molecule: messenger RNA, 966 nt
Organism: Mauremys reevesii (Reeves's turtle)
Lineage: Eukaryota; Metazoa; Chordata; Testudines; Geoemydidae
Product: olfactory receptor 11A1-like
Exons: 1
Coding region: 4-966 (320 amino acids)
Biological process (GO): G protein-coupled receptor signaling pathway
Cellular component (GO): membrane
Molecular function (GO): G protein-coupled receptor activity; olfactory receptor activity
Source: RefSeq, a predicted model, not a curated record
AGAAUGGGAAACCAAACAGCCAUCACAGAAUUCAUCCUCCUGGGAUUUGGGGAUCUCCCUGAACUUCAGUCCCUUCUCUUCCUGCUGUUUCUAGUGAUCUAUGUUUUGACCAUGGCUGGGAACAUCCUUAUCAUUGUGCUAGUUGUGGCUGAUCAGCACCUUCACAACCCCAUGUAUUUCUUCCUGGGGAACUUGUCCUGCUUAGAGACCUGCUACACUUCAAACAUCCUGCCCAGGAUGUUGGCCAGUUUCCUGACAGGGGACAGAACCAUUUCAUUCAAUGGGUGUCUCACACAAUAUUAUUUCUUUGGAUGCUUAGCAGCUGCAGAAUGUUAUCUCCUAGCAGCCAUGUCUUAUGAUCGAUACCUAGCGAUAUGCAAACCACUGCAUUAUGGAGCCCUCAUGAAUGGCAGGCUCUGUCUCCAGCUAGCUACAGUGUCUUGGGUAAGUGGCUUUCUGGCUAAUACUAUAUUAACAUUUUUUAUCUCCAACUUAAUCUUCUGUGGUCCCAAUGAAAUUGACCAUUUCUUCUGUGAUUCCUUCCCAAUGAUGAAACUCUCCUGCAGUGAUACUCAUCUGACUGGACUUUUAACAUCCAUUGUGGCUUGCAUAUGCUCACUGCCUCCGUUUCUAUUAACCGUGACAUCCUAUAUUUACAUCAUUACCUCCAUCCUGAGAAUCCCUUCCAGCACUGGGAGGAAGAAGACAUUUUCCACUUGCUCCUCCCACCUUAUUGUGGUUACAAUUUUCUAUGGGUCGAUACUGAUUGUGUAUGUGCUUCCGCAUAGCAACAGAUUGAAGGACUUUAACAAAUUCUUCUCUGUCUUUUACACCGUCCUGACUCCCAUGGUCAAUCCACUCAUCUACAGCCUGAGAAACAAAGAAGUAAAGGAGGCCCUGAGGAAAGCUUUCAAUAAAUGUAUGGAUUUUAAGACACUGCAGAAAAUUCAGAUUGCUUCAAGUUAG